Acomys russatus (golden spiny mouse) is the source of this 1595-nucleotide messenger RNA. Its product is annotated as zinc finger protein 286A-like. Gene Ontology annotation, molecular function: RNA polymerase II cis-regulatory region sequence-specific DNA binding; DNA-binding transcription factor activity, RNA polymerase II-specific. The record is from RefSeq and is a predicted model, not a curated record. The transcript has 2 exons. Lineage: Eukaryota; Metazoa; Chordata; Mammalia; Rodentia; Muridae. The coding region runs from base 36 to 1595 and encodes 519 amino acids. Gene Ontology annotation, biological process: regulation of transcription by RNA polymerase II.
AGCGGGACCUCGGGGACAUAGAAGAGGUGGUGAUCAUGGAGACGCAUUUGGCCAAAGUGCCCCGGAAAAGAGCUCUGUGUUCCCAGGAUCCCCUCCUUUCCCAAGAGAAGAGCGCAGAGGGAGAAGGGGCCGCUCUGAGACUCACAGCCAGAUCGCAGGAAACCGUGACAUUCAAGGACGUGGCCAUGGACUUUACACCAGAGGAGUGGGGGAACCUGGACCCUGCACACAGGGCGGCGAUGCUGGGGAACUACCGGAGCCUGGUCUCACUUUGGCUUCCCAUUUCCAAAGCCGAUAACUAUCAUUUGGAUGAUGGAAAAGAACUACUGAAGCUUGAGAAAAAAUCUCCCAAAUGCAGUUACGCAGACGCGGAAACUAGACCUGAGAGCAAGGAUUCAACUUCAGUGCGAGGCGGCUCCAAAGAAGAGUCCCGCCAGGUUACAGCGGACAGACCGAAACAAAAUUCUGCUUCUGACUGCAGCUUGGAAACAGCUCUUGAACGUGGGCAUUGGUUAGAGCAUUGUCAAAGAAAUCAGGAGAGGCACGUAAGACAAAUGUUCACUCACAAGAACUCCCUCCCUGUGGAAAAAGACAGCGAGCGUGAUGUUUAUCGGAAAUUUUUCAGUCAGAAACCUCCCCUUAUGACUGAUGACAGAGUUCCCAGAGGAUCCCGUGACUUUCAUACGCUUGGGGAAAGACUGAAGCAGAAGUCAAACUUAAUGAAAAAGCAGAGGCCGUGCAAAGAGAAAAGGCCCCAUAAGUGUGAAGACUGCGGUGAACUCUUCACUUACCAUUCAGUCCUCAUCCGGCACCAGCGGGUGCACACUGGGGAGAAGCCCUACAGCUGCAGCGACUGUAGCAAGUCCUUUAGCCACAGAGCCAACUUGACUAAACACCAAAGAACGCACACUAGAAUUCUCUUCGAGUGUACUGAAUGCAAGAAAACCUUCAUAGAAAGCUCGUCUCUUGCCAUGCAUCAGAGAAUCCACGUCGGCGAGAGACCUUACCAGUGCGGCGAGUGCGGGAAAGGCUUUAACCGAGGUGCCCACCUCGCCCAGCAUCGGUUGAUUCACACUGGAGUGAAGCCCUACGAGUGUCACGAGUGUGACAAAGCGUUCAUUCAUUCGUCGGCGCUCGUUAAGCAUCAGAGAACGCACACCGGGGAGAAGCCCUACAAGUGUCAAGAGUGUGGCAAAGCCUUCAGCCACUGCUCGUCUCUGACCAAGCACCAGAGAGUUCACACUGGAGAGAAGCCGUACGAGUGCAGUGAGUGCGGGAAGACUUUCAGUCAGAGCACACACCUUGUUCAGCACCAGAGAAUUCACACUGGGGAGAAGCCCUAUGCAUGUAGCGAGUGUGGGAAGACAUUUAGCUGGAGCUCCAAUUUUGCUAAGCAUCAAAGGAUUCAUAUUGGGAAGAAACCCUAUAAAUGUGGUGAAUGUGGGAAAGCCUUCAUUCACUCGUCAGCUCUUAUUCAGCACCAGCGAACGCAUACUGAAGAGAAGCCUUUUAGAUGUAACGAGUGUGGGAAAAGCUUUAAGUGCAGUUCAUCCCUCAUCCGCCACCAACGACUCCACACUGAAGAGCAACUCUGA